Messenger RNA from Akanthomyces muscarius, 1407 nucleotides. RefSeq lists its product as uncharacterized. Gene Ontology annotation, biological process: mRNA splicing, via spliceosome. Gene Ontology annotation, cellular component: catalytic step 2 spliceosome; precatalytic spliceosome; Prp19 complex. The record is from RefSeq and is a predicted model, not a curated record. The transcript is spliced from 3 exons. NCBI's taxonomy places the organism in Eukaryota, Fungi, Ascomycota, Sordariomycetes, Hypocreales, Cordycipitaceae. Gene Ontology annotation, molecular function: protein binding. The coding region runs from base 1 to 1407 and encodes 468 amino acids.
AUGGAGACACCACAAGUCCCGCAGGAUGCCCUGCAGCUCAGCGCCAUGAUUGCGCAAAAUUCCACUGCCGCCCGACAACUCUACUCGCGCGCGAAAGCAGCUACGCAAGACCGCCCUGGCGCUGCUGGAAAGCGCCAGAAGGUCGCCGACGACUUCGACGACGCCGUGAUGAAGCGCCGCUUCCAGACCGAGUACGCCAGCUCCGAAACGCUGCCGCCUUCCCUUGCCGCCAAGCAGCCUGGCAAGCCGCAGAAGAAGGGCGCCGCCUCCAAGUCCAUGGUUGUCGCGCAGCGGCCCGGCCAGCCUCAGAAGCUCCUCGAAGGACCCGGAUCAGCGGCCGCUGGCGGAAAUACAUCACAGCAACAAAAUACGAGCUUGACGACCCGGACUGGCGCUCUUGGCGCCAACACAAUACAACAAGUGAAGCCUGAGUGGCAUCCGCCGUGGAAGCUGAUGCGCGUCAUCUCCGGCCAUCUGGGCUGGGUGCGCGCGCUGGCUGUCGAGCCUGGCAACAAGUGGUUCGCCAGUGGCGCUGGAGACCGCACCAUCAAGAUUUGGGACAUGGCGACGGGCGGUCUGAAGCUCACCCUCACUGGCCACAUCAGCACCGUGCGUGGCCUCGCCGUGUCGCCGCGGCACCCGUACCUCUUCUCCUGCGGCGAGGACAAGAUGGUCAAGUGCUGGGACCUCGAAACCAACAAAGUCAUCCGCCAUUACCACGGCCACCUGAGCGGCGUCUACACGCUCUCGCUGCACCCUACCCUCGAUGUACUGGUGACUGGUGGCCGUGACGGCGUGGCUCGUGUGUGGGACAUGCGCACCAGAAGCAAUAUCCACGUUCUGUCCGGCCACACGGGCACUGUGACGGAUGUCCAGUGCCAGGAGGCAGACCCUCAGGUCAUCAGCGCGUCUCUCGAUUCGACGGUUCGCCUCUGGGACCUUGCUGCCGGCAAGGCCAUGGGUGUCCUCACACACCACAAAAAGGGUGUCCGCGCUCUCGCCGUGCACCCCGAAGAGUUUACGUUCGCCAGCGGCAGCACGGGAAGCAUCAAGCAGUGGAAAUGCCCCGAGGGUGCCUUCAUGCAAAAUUUCGAAGGCCAAAAUGCCAUCAUCAAUACUAUGAGUGUCAACCAAAAUAAUGUGUUAUUUUCUGGAGGCGAUAAUGGCUCCAUGAGCUUCUGGGAUUGGAGAUCUGGGCACAGAUUCCAGGCUCUCGAUACCACAGCUCAGCCUGGCUCUCUUGAUGCAGAAGCUGGUCUCAUGAGCUCAACAUUUGAUCGCUCUGGCCUGCGUCUGAUCUGUGGUGAGGCUGACAAGACAAUCAAAAUAUGGAAACAAGACGAGAACGCCUCUGAGGAGACACAUCCCCUUCAGUGGACGCCAUCGCUCGGACGACGCAAAUUUUAG